AUGUCUACUUUUUCGUAUGCACAGGCUGCCAAGGGCACCUCCGGGACACCGGCCCCAUCCAAGACCCCGUCAGAGCCCGAGAAGAUCGAGACUCCACCGGUGGAGCAGACCGCCACUGAGACCACAACGGAAACCGCACCAGCUCCCGCUGAAUCCGAGCCCACCCAACAAACUGAGAAGGCUGUUGUUGUUGAGGAGGAGAAGGAUGAUGACUUCACCACUGUCACCAGCAAGCACGCUGCCAAGUCCAAGGCGUUGAACUCCCGCACAUCCAGCCCGAACGUCCGCACAGGAUCCAAGGCGCGCAAGAACAAGGAUGAAGAUUCAUCAAAUACCGCGAAUGGCACCGCAGAUGCCACCGAGAAGCAGGCUUCCACCGAUGGGCAGACUGAGAAGACCGAUGGUGCCACUGAGAAGUCGACUGAAAAGACCGACGAUUCUGAGAAGGACGCACCCCCCAAGGAGCUGAAGGCCGCUCCCCUUCCCUCCGUCAACAUUUGGCAGCAGCGCAGAGAGGCUCAGGACCUCAAGAAGACCGUACCUGCCAAGCCCGCUGCUCCCAACAAGGCUGCUUCCACCAAGGUCGCCUCAACCGCGGAUGAGAGCCAGCAGGACUCAUCCAAGGCCACCAAAAAGAAGGGCGCCGAUGGCGCAUCCGAAGGCACCAAGGAGCGCAAGAAGACCGAAGGUGGAAAAGCACGUGAUGCAGUCCCCUCAGUUGAGGAUUCUACCGCAUGGCCCACACCCCAGGUUGCGAUUGUCGAGGAGAAGAAAAAGACCCAGGAGAAGACUGACAAGAGCCCGGUCAUCAGACCCCAUGGCAAGGAAAAGUGGACCCCUGUUCCAUACGUCCCCACUGCUGUCUUCAACACCCCCCUCCCAUCCGCUGGUGGUCGUGGAGGCAGACGCGCCACCCGUGGUGGCCGUGACGGUGGCCGUGGAGCCCACGGCAACGGCACUGCCGGUGUUGACAAAGCUGCCUCUGGUCAGGCAGCUCAAGGUACAAAGCAGGCAUCUGGAGAGCGAGGACGCCAAGAGUCUGGCACUGGACGUGCUGCUUCUCUCCCUGCUCAGUCAAGACGUUCCACAAGCACUGAUACCGGUGCCGCAGCCGAUGCGCGCAAGGCUACCCAAGCCACCGAGCGAGGCCGUGGAGCCCGCAACGGAGAUGAGAAUGUCAAUGGUAAGCAGGUGAACGGUGGUGAGAACAUCCCUCGCUCCCAGCGCGAAGGCAAGGCCUUCAACCGCAACCAAGAGCCUCGCCAGAAGGGCGGAAACCUGGCUGUUGACUCCCAGGCCGCAGCCCGCUCUAAUGACCGCCGCUUCGAGGCUGGCUCCAAGUCUGCCGAUCCCUCCGGCUUGAAUGAAUUCAACCGCGAGCGCGGCGAGUUCCGCUCCGAGCGUGGAGGCCGUACCAACCGCGGCCGCGGUGGCCCUUACUCUAACUACGGUGGCCAGAACGCCCAAUUCGGCAACCCUGCUAUGCCCAACAACUCUUUUGCCGCCAACAAGGCCUUCGGCUUCAAUGACCGUCAGCGCGCCCAGCAGCAGCAGCACGCUAUCCCCAAUGGAUCUCAACAAGGAAACCGUAUGCCCCUCCGUUCGCCCUCUUUGCCCAACUCUGGAAAUGUUUAUGGUGUUUAUCCUUUCCCAGGUGACAUCAAUACGAUGUACGGCUACCAAGCUGUCAACCCCGCCCCGAUGAGCGCCGUUCCCUACCAGCCUUUCAUGGAGCCAUACGCGCUUCUCAACUUGCUCUCCAUGCAAUUGGAAUACUACUUCUCGGUCGACAACAUGUGUAAGGAUAUGUUCCUCCGCAAGCAGAUGGACUCCCAGGGCUUCGUUCCCUUGCACGUCCUCGCCAGCUUCAAGCGUGUCAAGUCUCUUACCGAGGACUUUGAGCUCCUCCGCCACGUCUCCCGCCAGCUGCGCAACGUUGAGUACCAAACCGGUGAGGAUGGUGUUGACCGCCUGCGCCCCAGAGAGAGAUGGCAGCAGUGGGUCCUCCCCUUGGACCAGCGUGAGCCCGCCGCUCAGCACGAUGGAGCUGCCCCAACUGGAAAGACCGAUGAGAACACCCCUGUCAACACUCACACCGAAAGCGCCAUCAACGGCUCCGCUCCUCAGUUUGUCCCCAACGGUAGCGCCAAGACAUCCCUGUCGUCUACCGCCCCAGAGUUCAUGCCCUCGCUGCCACCCACGGCGGCGAGUGAGAUCACCAAUGUAGGAUACCCCAUGGAAUCCCCUAUCUCCCCUGAAGAUUAUCCCGCGUCGUCCGCGCCCUUUCCCUGGGACCACUCAAAUGUUGACAACCAUCCAGCGCGCAGACUAGACCUGCCAUCCGAACCGUCCCUACCCUCUGAUUUGGAAAAAAGCGUGGGCUCGAUGAGCUUUGACGAGGAUUGCUUCUCACGUCGAGCCAGUACUUCUGAUGAUCUUCAGGCAGCAUCUUCCGUCCAAGCGAGUCACCCGUGGCCCAAUCCACAGGGGCAGGGUCGUCCAUUUACAGAUACACGCAUUUAUGUUCCAAAAUCUUUCAGUGUUUCUCGCGGUGGAUAUUCCAGCAGCCGAGGUGGAUCGGUGGGCAAGGGAUCUCGUUACAACAACUCUCGGCAUAACGAACCCUCGUCAUCACGCUUGGCACCAAAUUGCGAUUCCCACUUGUACAGUGAUUUCAGGCGUUCAGCCGUUGAUGAACUUUUAACACGACAUGUUGACACCAGGUUCAACGAGCUUAUGGAAUUCUUUCGGGCAACUCUACUUGGUCCUGACUUGAUCCCUACCCCGAUGAUAAACGACAUGGUUCACCUUUCUCAGGAAUGGCCAAAGUAUCACCAUAUUGUCUUGCACACGGUCCAUGAAGCCCUCGCCAGUGGAAACAUGAGCACAAAAAACAAGAAAAAAGUCAACAAAUAUUUCAAUACCCAGCACGGCAAGACGCCCGAAGAAAAGUUAUCACGUUGA
Messenger RNA from Penicillium brevicompactum, 2964 nucleotides. RefSeq names its product La domain family. The transcript is spliced from 3 exons. Gene Ontology annotation, biological process: positive regulation of translation. The record is from RefSeq and is a predicted model, not a curated record. Gene Ontology annotation, cellular component: cytosol; cytoplasmic stress granule. Lineage: Eukaryota; Fungi; Ascomycota; Eurotiomycetes; Eurotiales; Aspergillaceae. Gene Ontology annotation, molecular function: RNA binding. Bases 1 to 2964 code for a protein of 987 amino acids.